AUGAUGGGAAUGCCGUCAUCGCGAACACCGGCGAAAUCAUCGUGCUACAGCGACCAGUCAAAUUUGGAUCGAGCCGUCCGAUCCCGAUCCCGAUUCUCCUUCUGCCGGUCGCCUCCUUGCGAGGACUCUGCCUGCGCCACGCCCUUCGAGCGGAUCAGUUUGAACGGAACCGCAGCAGGCAGCCUUGAUAUGGAAUCUACUAAGGUCGGGCAUGCGCCAGGCACGGCUAGCCUGUACAAGCAAGCCAGCUUGAAGUUAGUGUUUGUAAUAUGUACCGGCGGUGUCGAUGGCCACGUUUGUGUUGGCUGGACCGAGAACACUCUCAGCGGAGGACGUCUCGCUCCGUCCGGCGUCGUCACCAAUAUUGCUCGUCUCACACAUGAGCUGAAAAGCUUUGCAGAGGGAUUGAAGGCUGAUAUGGGUGCACCAGUGAAGACAAUCGAAACCGUCUGCGAGGAUGUGGGCUGA
This is a messenger RNA of Zymoseptoria tritici IPO323, 468 nucleotides long. RefSeq lists its product as uncharacterized. Lineage: Eukaryota; Fungi; Ascomycota; Dothideomycetes; Mycosphaerellales; Mycosphaerellaceae. The transcript has 4 exons. Bases 1 to 468 code for a protein of 155 amino acids. The record is from RefSeq and is a predicted model, not a curated record.